GACAUGGUGCAGCGAGCCAUGCGGGGAAGGGGCUCGGAGGGGCGGCGGGAGCCCUGCGCUCCUCUGCCCGCCCACGACGCGGAACCCGCCUGGUGCAAAACGCCCAGCGGUCACAUCAAGCGGCCCAUGAACGCCUUCAUGGUGUGGUCGCAGCACGAGCGCCGCAAGAUCAUGGACCAGUGGCCCGACAUGCACAACGCCGAGAUCUCCAAGCGCCUGGGUCGGCGCUGGCAGCUCCUGCACGACUCCGAGAAGAUCCCCUUUGUGAAGGAGGCCGAGCGCCUGCGCCUCAAGCACAUGGCCGAUUACCCCGACUACAAAUACCGCCCUCGGAAAAAGGGCAAAGUGGGCACCGCCACCGCCCGCCCGCGCCUCCCGGUGAAGAUCAAACCCUCGGUGCUGGGCCGCGUCCCCGCCGCCCGCAGGCAGCCCUCCAAGCCGCCCCCCGAGCCGGGCAUCGCGCAGCGCCCGCCGGAGCCGCCCGUCGAGGACCGCCCCGGCACGGCCACGUGGAACGCGGUGCCCACCGGCGAGCGCAGCCCCGCGGCCGCCACCAGCCCCGAGCCGCGCCCGGAGAGCGCGUCCCCGUCUCCCGCACCCGCCGGUUCGCCUCCGUCCUCCUUGGGUUCCUCGGACGAGGAACUGGAGGAGGAGCUGCUGGGCGUGCUGCCCGCGCGGGCACCGGGUGGCACAGCGUGCGGGGCUCUGGACUGGUCCGUCCUGGACAAGGACCUCGAUCUGUUCCCGCGGGGCGCGUCCUCGCACUUCGAAUUCCCGGACUAUUGCACGCCCGAGGUGACGGAGAUGAUCGCGGGGGACUGGCUCAUGUCCAGCAUCUCGGACUUGGUCUUUACCUACUGAGUGCCGCUCUCUGCAGGUAACUCCUCUUCUUUUCCCACAAUCAGGUCGUCUCAAAAAAACAAACAAACAAACGAACAAACAAAAAAACAAAACCGAAACCAGCUGUUUACAUGCAGGAAUCAGGUAUUUAGCCUUGAAGCCGCUGGAAGGCAGAGCUCCCUGCUCCCCCCAUCCCCCCGGCACACACCCACUCCUCCUCCAUCCAUCCAUGGCGGUGCAGGGCUCAGCCCUCCUCGCUGCACGGCACGCUGCCGUUCUUCGCCCAUGAAAGGCGGCUGCCUGGCAGGGUCCCAUUGUCACCACCCCCUGCCGGACCCCUUCCCCCUGUAGCUCUGUCCCUGCCUCGCGCUGCCCCGUUUUCUCCUCCUUAGCUCUCCCACUCGCUCAUCCCUUGGAGAACAGCCAGUUUCCUUUAUUAUCAUUAUUGUUGUUAUUAUUAUUAUGGCUUUUUUGGAUCGCAUAGAAAGCACGUCUUCGAUUCUCUCCUGUUCCUCAUAGCAGCCCUUCGGGAGCGCUACCUUUGGCCGCGCCGUGCCCGAGGCUCUCCGUGGUGGCACAACCCAUCUCAGUCCCUCCCUACCUGCUGCCCUGUGCUGUGGGGUCCCCGCCUUUGGGGUUGGGGGUCCCUCAGGACAGGUUCUCUCCUUGCGUUUUGGCUGCGGCGCGUUCUCCCCGCCACUCGGUUUGGGGCAGAGCGAAGUUGCACGCACGUGAUCCGCACGUGGCGCGGGGAGGCUGCGUUAUUCCUCUCUCCAGACAUUUGUGCACAGCCACCCGCACCGCGAGCCCGUGCCGUAGGGCAGCCUGCCCGGCAUUAAUGCCCAGGCGUGGGGUGCCCAUGCCUGUAUGGGACCCGCUCCGGGCUCAUCCCCCCCAAGGCUGGCGAAGCCUGUGCUGCAGGAAAUCUGCCUUAAGCUCUCGCACGGGGCCGCCGCCGCCACCAGCAGCUGAUGCUGGCGGAGAUGUGGGGUGCGGGCGGUGCUCCGGUGCAGCGAUCCUCUGUGGUGCGCCCGGUGUUGGCUCCGAGAGCCUGGGUUUCACCGCAGAGCAGCGCUGCGGAGCUCCCCAGCAGGGCAGCUCCUGCUGCAGCGCUCCUCCGGCCGCGUUUGUCUUUGCUUUCCCCAAUGGUUCCUUCCUGCAGCAAUCCGCCUCCUCCCGCUGUCUGUGAGCACAUGGCCGUGGUGCCGGCAGGGCGGGGGACGCGGGGCUCCAUCCCACGUCCGUGCGGCACAGAAGCGGCCUCUGAGGUCCUCGAUUCCAAAGUGGGAAUCUGGGCACGAAGGAUCCCCCUAACCCUACCCGUCCCCGCUUUUGGGGGGAUGCCGUUUCCUCCGGUUGCACGCAGCCCCGCGUGCACCCGUUGCAAUGGGGCUGGAUGGAGCCACGAGCAGGGCGCGCUCAGCCCCUUUGUCCCCCUCUAUGGGGAGCAACGUGGGGCUGCUGGCGUCGCCGGAGAUGCCGCAGGGAGCGCCGUGUCCCCGCUUAAGGGCACCGGGUGCCUCCCGCCCCAGUGGCCGCGGGGCUGCGGAGCCGCGAGCUCAGCGUUAUCGAUGUGUAGGUGUGUAGAGGUAGCUGUGGUGUGCGUGUGUCUGGUGUUGCGUCCCCGACGGUGUUUAGUAGCCCCGGUGCGGCUGCGAUCCUGCGAGGCAGGCGGGCACCGCCCACAUGUCCCCAUGUAGAGAGCAUCCCCCCCCCCCCCCGACCCUCUCCCUCCACUCCAACCCAGCAGAAAAGCCAAAUGCCGAGGGGCUCCACGCACAAACCGGGUUUGGGGUUCAUUGAAGGGCUUCCCCGGCGCACAGCUCCCACCCGACACCUCGCUGCCUUCUGGGGGCAUCGGAGCCCCCCUACCGCCGCCACGUCCCACGCGGGGAGCCAAACCCCCAAAACCGGCAGGGCCCGAGGCCACGGUGCGGGGCUGCAUCCCCAGCGUUUCCUCAGGACAGGCUCUGGCUCAGCCCCCCCCCCUCCGAGCCCGGCCUCAAGCACAACACCGUGC
Molecule: messenger RNA, 2860 nt
Organism: Lagopus muta (rock ptarmigan)
Lineage: Eukaryota; Metazoa; Chordata; Aves; Galliformes; Phasianidae
Gene: SOX12
Product: SRY-box transcription factor 12
Exons: 1
Coding region: 4-861 (285 amino acids)
Biological process (GO): negative regulation of transcription by RNA polymerase II; cell differentiation; positive regulation of transcription by RNA polymerase II
Molecular function (GO): DNA-binding transcription factor activity, RNA polymerase II-specific; RNA polymerase II cis-regulatory region sequence-specific DNA binding
Source: RefSeq, a predicted model, not a curated record